This is a messenger RNA of Oreochromis aureus, 2949 nucleotides long. RefSeq names its product solute carrier family 30 member 5 (gene slc30a5). NCBI's taxonomy places the organism in Eukaryota, Metazoa, Chordata, Actinopteri, Cichliformes, Cichlidae. Gene Ontology annotation, biological process: zinc ion transport; transmembrane transport; intracellular zinc ion homeostasis. Gene Ontology annotation, molecular function: zinc ion transmembrane transporter activity. The record is from RefSeq and is a predicted model, not a curated record. Gene Ontology annotation, cellular component: Golgi apparatus; membrane. Bases 452 to 2863 code for a protein of 803 amino acids. The transcript has 15 exons.
CACGUGACGUGGACAGUUUACCGUGUCCGGAAGUGCCGUGGCAACACGGGCAGCUUGGGUGUUUGAUUUUCUUUAUCCUGUCAUUGCGGAUUUUCUCAGUUAUUGCGGCCACUUUAGACUCAUAACUUUUCAUUAUCUUUUUCUGACCGCGAGUCCACAUGCGCCUGGGUCACGUGAACCGUACACCGAGGACGUGACGCCACUGGAAACUUUGGGGAAAAAGUGGCUAGCUAGCCGGCUAAUACGCUAACAAGGCUACCAGCUGAUUGUAGUUUACACAUCAGACACUGACGGGAGGAUGAAUAGGACGCAGAAGAAGCCCGUUUAUUUUCUCCGGCAGUGAACAGACAGUAGUUUAAGCUGACUCUCCCGCCAGCAGCGAUGUAAAGGAUGCACAAGUAACAGAAGUAACUCUCGGUGGAGUGGAGCUGGUGGUUUGGGGAGCUUGAAAAUGGAAGAAAAAUACAGCAGCAACGUGCUCUCAGGGGGUCAGCUGGGGAUGGUCGAAGUGCCCGAUUCCAGGUUAACCAGGUACAUUGUUCUGCUGGUCAUCUCGAAGGUCCUCAAAGCUCUUGGGAUCUUUGAGUCAUACGAUAUCCUCAAAGUGGUUCACAUAGUUCAGUUCAUCUUCAUACUGAAAUUAGGGAGUGCAGUGUUUCUGCUUUUUUUCCAAAAACCUUUUUCAUCUGGAAAAGUCAUCUCAAAAAGACAGUGGAUAAAGUUGUUAAAGCAUGCUGUUUUCAGCUGUGUCAUAUCCCUCCUGGGCUUCUUCGGCCUAACUCUUUGUGGACCUCUUAGAACGUUGUUGCUGUUUGAGCACAGUGACGUGGUGGUCAUUGCUCUUCUUGGUGUCCUCUUCACAAACUCAGGAGGAGGGCCAUCAAAGACUAGAGGUGCUGCUUUCUUCAUCAUCGCUGUGAUCUGCCUGCUCCUCUUUGACAACGAUGAUCUCAUGGCAAAGAUGGCCGAGCACCCUGAGGGACACCAUGACAGCGCUCUCACCCACUUCCUGUACACUGUGAUUUCAUUUUUAGGGGUAGCAGAUCACAAAGGUGGUGUUGUGCUGCUGGUGGCCUCCCUGUGUCUGAAGGUCGGCUUCCACACGGCCUCCAGGAAGUUGUCGGUGGAGAUUGGCGGUGCCAAACGUCUCUAUGCCCUCGACAACCUGGUUUCUGCCUUGGUGCUGCUGCCCUGGGUUAUAGUACUCUCUGCGACCACAGAAAGCAAAGUGGAGUCGUGGUCCUCUCUUGUCCUGCCUUUCGGGAUGAUCAUCUUCUCCGUCAUGAUCCUGGAGUUUUACGUUGAGGCCAUCUGCAGCGCCAAGAUGGAGAUGCCGAGGUGCGCCCGUUAUGGCGCCUUGGCCCUCUUCUUCAGCGCAUUGCUGCUGGCCAACUUCUGGACUCACCCGCUGACUGACCAGCUGCGCUCCAUGAGCAAACCAGCGCACUACGGCAGCACAGAGCAUGUGCUUUCCGGUGGAGUGCUGGUUAGCGCCAUCUUCUUCAUUAUGUCGUCCAAUAUUCUCUCAUCUCCUUCAAAGAAAGGUCAGAAGGGCACCUUGGUGGGUUACUCCCCUGAAGGGACACCUCUCUACAAUUUCAUGGGUGACGCCCUGCAGCACACAUCCCAGUCCCUUCCACGAUUCAUCAAAGACUCCCUGAAACAGAUCCUGGAGGAGUAUGACUCCAGACAGAUCUUCUACUUCCUGUGUCUCAACCUGGCUUUCACCUUUGUGGAACUGUUUUAUGGCGUUUGGACCAACAGCCUGGGACUCAUCUCUGAUGGUUUCCACAUGCUGUUCGACUGCUCUGCUUUAGUUCUGGGCCUGUUUGCCGCCCUCAUGACCCGCUGGAAAGCCACCAGGAUCUUCUCCUAUGGGUACGGUCGUGUUGAAAUUCUUUCCGGAUUCAUCAACGGCCUGUUCCUGAUGGUCAUUGCUUUCUUUGUCUUUGUGGAGUCGGUCACCCGUUUGUUGGAUCCUCCCAACAUAAACACAGACAUGCUGACGCCUGUGUCUGUUGGAGGCUUACUCGUCAACCUGGUGGGCAUCUGCGCUUUCAGUCACGCUCAUUCCCAUGGCAGCAAAAGCUGCUCGUCACAUGACCACGGGCACUCACAUCAUGGCCACUCCCACAGUGAGCACAGCCACGGUGGUCAUGGGCACUCGCACGGAGGUCACGGGCACUCACACGGAGGCCACGGGCAUGGCGGCCACGGGCACUCCCACGGCUCUGGAGGCAUGAAUGCCAACAUGAGAGGUGUGUGUUUGAGAACAUGGUCUGUGCUGAGAAACAUAAAGCUAGAUAAAGUCAUGAUAUUGAUUUAUUUUUCUCCAGGUGUCUUUCUCCAUGUCUUGGCCGACACUUUGGGCAGCGUUGGCGUGAUCAUCUCCACCAUCCUCAUCCGGCAGUUCGGCUGGUUGAUCGCUGACCCCAUAUGCUCGCUCUUCAUUGCCACUCUCAUUUUCCUCAGUGUCAUCCCUCUGCUGAAGGACGCCUGCGAGGUUCUGCUUCUGCGAACUCCCCCAGAGCAUGAGAAGGACCUGAACAAUGCGCUGGAAAAGAUUGAGAAAAUUGAAGGAGUUUUAUCGUACAGAGACCCUCAUUUCUGGAGGCAUUCAGCCAACAUGAUCGCCGGAACCAUCCACCUCCAGGUCAUGUCUGACGUGGUGGAGCAGAGGAUCAUUCAGCAGGUGACCGCCAUUUUGAAAGAAGCCGGCGUGAACAAUUUGUCGGUGCAGGUGGAGAAGGAGGCGUACUUCCAGCACAUGUCAGGUCUCAGCACCGGGUUUCACGAAGUUCUGGCAAUGACGCAGCAGAUGGAGUCCAUGAAGUACCUGAACGACGGGACGUGCAUCAUGUAGACCAAAAGAAACGCUUACAAGUCCGUUUUCAUUGAUAUGUACAGUGUACGUAUGUGGUUUAAAUAAAUCUGAAUAUAUUGGUUUUA